GAAGGAAACAGCGCCGUGGACGAAACUCUAGAAAACUGGGAAAAAGGGAACAAGAGGAAGCCGUUUAUUCACGUUUCAGUCGGUGAUAUAAGCGACAUCUUCGUGGAUUUAUUCAUGUUUUUGCGUGGUGUUCUUUGAGACUGGCACUGAUGUCUGAAAAAUAAAAUUCACGAAAUUCCAUGCCAUCCUAUUGAAAGCAAGUUUACUCAUGGAGUAGCAUAAGGAAAGGAGCAAGUCGGGAGUCAUGAGCACAGGUGUGAAGAAGCCGCCAGUGGCUCCCAAACCCAAACUUGCCCCCUCAACAAAGCCGUCGCCCCCUCCCAUCGCCCCAAAACCAGACCUCCUCUCACAGCCCUCACAACCCUCUCCCGCCACACUUAAACGAGCCAAACCUGCUGUGGCCCCCAAACCACGCAUCCCCAAGCCCUCUGGCCUGUCCACACCUCCAGCGUCCAAACCCCUCCCACCCCAAACCCCCACGCAGGCCGGGGACAUCAACUUAACCCUCCUCAACUCCAGGAACGGGAUCUUGACGGAGUCCCGCCACUUGGACUACGUCAUUCCUAUAUGCUCCUGUGGCCUCCGGGACUGCUCCCAAUGCAGACGACUAGGGAAUGGGAACGCCACAGAGGUCGGGAGUGUUACGCCGGACUCUCCAAAAAGAAAAGCCACGGAGAGCCCUGAAACGCAGGAGGAAGGAGAGAAGCGAGGAGUGACCACCAAGCUCACGUCAAAGGACAAAGAACAGAGACACGAGGGGCAGAGGAAUGGGGACGGGAACGGCGGGGACGGGGACGGGAACGCGGCGCAGAGGAGCCUGAAAGGUCAGCAGGGUCACGCCAGGUCAGGGGACCAGUGGUGCAAUGCUCGCGAGGUGGCGGAGACAUGGACACUUUCGCAGGCAGACACGGAUACUGAGGCCGUUAAUGCGCCGGAGACGCUUACAGAGACUGACACUCCUAAUGAACAACUGACACACGCCGAAAGCCAGAAUAUGGACAUUAAUGACAGCAACGCCGUUCCUCCCUCCCUCACACCGUUACUAGUGGACCCCCCGAGCCUCACCCCCCUUCAGACUUUACCCCUCAGCCUCACCCCGCCCCAGACAGUCCCUCCCACCCGCACCCCUCCGCAGAUUACCCCCCCCACCCUCGCCUUCUCCCAGGCGAACGGCGAGUCUGACGGCUCGCCGUCCCCGGCAGAAAGCACUGCGCACUCUUCCAGGACGCCCAGGUUACCCCUUGACCUCUCGGUCCCCGCCGCCCCUAGCAAGCCCCUGCCCGUGCCCCUCCCACGCAAGCCCCGUAAGCCGGUCCUGGUCAGGCAGAACGGCCUGGAGGCGGAGACACACAGCCGCACACAGGAGGAGGAUGUGGGGCGGAGCGAGUGGAGUGGAGGGAGGGGUCUGACCUCAGAGCAGGAGGAACAGGAACACACAGAAGUGAUGUACUGCACCCCACCCACUCAGGACCCCCAGAUCGAAGAGGAGCAUCACCCCGUGCCUCCCCCCAGACAGAAGUCCCUGUCCCCCCGCCUCCACCGAGGAGCCCACUGCUCUCCCCUCCUCCACCGAAACGCCUCCCACUCCCUGGAUCUGCUCUCCGAGCCCGACGCGUUGACCUCUGACCGUAGAGGUGAAGAGGAGGAGAAGGAGGAAGAGGGCGGUUACGGGGACUUCGAGCGCUACCCGGUCAGCCGCAGCCUGCCCAAACAGAUCAAGCUCAGCUGCCGCCUCCCCCCUGUCGGAACAACACCGCAGGCCCAGUCGGCCGAGGAGGCAGGUUCGCCCCGGGCACCCCCGAGGAAGCCGCAGAGGCACAGCCUGCCAGCGGGCGCUCCCCCGCCCGUCACCCCCCCGCCACCGCCGCACCACGCCAACACCCCUAUGAGGGAGCUGCCCGCACCCCCCCAGGAGAAAGCAGCCUGGCGCUUCCCCAGGCCCUUCUUCAGCCGGCAGAGCUCCAGCCGGCACAGCAGUGGGGGCGGCCACACUGGGGCCCCGCGGGGGAGGGCAGCUCUGCUGGGGGGGAAACAGAGGGCCCAGUCGUUCUCCUCGGCCGACCUGCUGGCACGCGGCGACAACACCAAGAGAAGCCUGUCCUUCAGGAAGCUCCUGGAGCUGCGGCUGUCCGUCAAGAUGUUGCCACGGUUUCUGGCCAGAAGCGGCCAGUCGCUGGACUGUACCGGUGGCGAGAGGACGGCGGACCGGUCCAACAGCAGCACGGCGCUGUCCGACGGGAUUGGCGAGGGAGACGAGUUGGUGGAGUAUGAGAACGUUCCUCUGUACGAGGAGAUACCGGAGUACAUGAACCUGCCUUUCCUCAGCGCGCGGCUGGACUGGCCACACACCCACAGGCGAGACCCGAGCACACACAGACACAGCGACUCAGAUGUCUACGAGGUGCAGGAUCCCUACGGACACUAUGAGCGACCACAUUCAGUUGACUAUGAGAGGGGCUGGCAUGGAUUGGACGAUGCACAUUCUGAGGAGGAGGUCCAUAGCUCGGAUGAGGACGACAACAGCUCCACCUCCAGCAAGGAACACCUGGAACUGUCAGAGGAGGACAGACAGCAGGAGGACGAGGUGAAGAGGAAAAAGGUUGUGCACAUCGCCCAGGAGAUCAUGAGCUCUGAGAAAGUGUUUGUGGAUGUCCUGAAGCUUCUUCAUAUAGAUUUCCGGGACGCAGUUGCCAAGGCGACACGUCAGAAUGGCAAGGCGGUGGUUGAAGAGCGUGUUCUUACCCAGAUCCUCUACUACCUGCCCCAGCUAUACCAGCUCAACAAAGACCUGCUGCGUGAGCUGGAGGAAAGGGUGGCGCACUGGGGGGACCACCAGAGGCUGGCCGACAUCUUUGUUCAGAAGGGGCCCUACCUGAAGAUGUACUCCACCUACAUCCGACAGUUCGAUAACAAUGUGGCCCUGCUAGACGAGCAGUGUCGGAAAAACCCUGGCUUCUCCGCUGUAGUCCGGGAGUUUGAGAUGAGUCCUCGGUGUGCCAGCCUGGCUCUUAAACACUACCUGCUGAAACCUGUACAGAGAAUCCCCCAGUACCAGCUACUGCUCACAGAUUAUCUGAAGAACCUUCCGAUGGACUCAUCUGACUAUAAGGACACACAGGCUGCUCUGGGGAUAGUGAAGGAGGUGGCCAACCAUGCAAACGACAUCAUGAAACAAGGGGAUAACUUUCAGAAGCUGAUGCAAAUUCAGUACAGCCUGAACGGCCAGCAUGAGAUCGUACAGCCAGGCAGAGUGUUUUUGAAAGAAGGCACUCUGAUGAAGCUGUCCAGGAAGGUCAUGCAGCCACGGAUGUUCUUCCUGUUCAAUGACACCUUGCUGUACACCACCCCAGUCCAGUCAGGACAGUACAAACUCAACAGCAUGCUGUCUCUGGCUGGCAUGAAGGUGAGUAAGCCCAGCCAAGAAGCCUAUCAGAAUGAGCUGAACAUUGAGAGCGUGGAACGCUCCUUCAUCUUGUCUGCCAGCUCGGCCACAGAGAGAGAUGAGUGGCUAGCAGCCAUUGCUACGGCGAUAGACGACCACACCAGGAAGAAGAUCACCUUCAUCUCCAGCCGGAGUCAGGAAGAGUCUGAUGGUGUGUGUGACAGUGGGGCCCCGCUGGGUUCUAAGGCCCCUAUCUGGAUACCAGACCUGAGGGCCACCAUGUGUAUGAUUUGUACCUGUGAGUUCACUCUCACCUGGAGACGCCACCACUGCCGGGCCUGUGGAAAGGUGGUGUGUCAGACGUGUUCGUCCAAUAAGUACUAUCUGGAGUACCUGAAGAAUCAGCCGGCCCGUGUGUGUGACCACUGCUUCGCCAAGCUGCAGGAGAAUAGUGACCGCGUUGCUUCUGCGGCCCUGUCUCCUGGAGGCAGAUCUGGGGCAUUCUCUUUCUCCAGGAAACACAAGAAGAUCCCAGCUGCACUAAAAGAAGUGUCUGCAAACACAGAGAACUCCUCCAUGAGUGGCUACCUGCAGAGGUCGAAGGGUAACAAGAAGCAGUGGAAGAGGCUGUGGUUCGUCAUCAAGAACAAAGUCCUGUACACCUACGCCGCCAGUGAGGACGUAGCUGCUCUAGAGAGCCAGCCCCUCCUAGGCUUCUUCCUGAGGGAGGAGAAGUGUGGACCAUUCCAGAAGCUACAGUUUAAACUGUACCACAAAAACACCCUGUUCUACAUAUUCAAGGCCGAUGACAUCCCCACUGCACAGAGGUGGAUAGAGGCUUUCCAGGAGGCUAUGAUUCUUUAACACCCCACACAGUUAACUCAUGUCCCACCCCUGGAGUCAGUUAAAGGACACCUUAUGAUACUUGACCUCUAGUUGCAAGUCGGGGUCACCAGCUCAGGAAGCGCUCCCCAAACACCAAGCCAUGCCAUCCCGAGCCCUGAUGAACCGGCCCGGCUCCACCUACUGGCCUCCAGGGGACCAUAGAGUCCCAUUGGUGUAAAGAGCGGAAGUCAUUGUAUUUCACGUGAAGAUAUGGACUUUGUGUCGUGCAUUCUAAAUGUUGGUAAAUUGCCCUUGGUCAAGCCUUUCAAACCCCCAUGCUGCCAGUGGAGUUCUGGAGCUCAUGUGUGUAUUGGGCCUCCCAAGCUGCAAGCGGCUGCAGAUUUGUCUGGUCUGGAUCCUGGAUUGAACAGCUAUGUGUCACAGCCGUUGGUCAAAGGUCAUGUCCUGAAGUGUGUGUGUGGAAGUGCAACGAAGCGAACGUCGGUGGACAGCCUGCUACCUUAUACAGGGAAUCCCACAUUUAAAGCAAUUGAAAAGGAUUUAUGUAAAUUGUUAUUGAUUUAAACCAUCCUAGGAUUUUGUUAUUUUAUUUUGGAAAUGUAGUAUAUUGUAAUGAAAGUUUAAACUUAAAAAUAGAUAUAUCAUUGAAUUUGGAAAAGUGUGGGAUCCUUGGAUUACACAAGCUGGCGCACUGCAGGGGGGUGGAUUCUUCUGUGAAAAAACAGGGUGCCAUAGACACGGAGAUGAGCAUCCUGCUCCUUGGAAAUGAAGUAAAAUUACAGGGAUCGCUUUCAUCCUUUUUGUCUGUAACGCUUAACUAAGGAGCAUUUAAAGCAUAGAAAAUACAGUAAACUGGAUCAAACUGGAAACUGCAUAUGUGCAAAUAUACUUCACAACCUAUAGAACAAAUGCAUUUUUAAAGAGUAUUUGUUGGCCUCCAAACACAACAGAGUGGUGCUUUGGUAAUUUGGGGAACUGGGAGACUCAAUUGUAAGUCUAGAGCUAAUAUUUGUAUAGAUUUGUACAUUUCUCACUGUCGAUAAUUACAUAAUUUUAGGAAUAUGAUUUAUUUGAUAACAGAGAUGGUCUUUGUCACUUUUGUACAAAAGAUAAGAAGUAGCUGUCUUUUCUUUUGAAUGCCAUGAUGGUUGGAAAAGCACAUGUUGUAACUAGUUUGCUUUAAACUUUCACAACAGACCUGUUGGACUCAUUAGGAAUAAUACUUUCAACCAGACCUCAUUUGUAUAGUUUUCUAAUUAAAUAAUUUAAAGAGGACAGAUUAAAAAAUAAUCCAGGCAUGGAAUUGAAAAUGAAAUGUAUCCCUUAGGAAAUGAUAAGUAAACCAACAUCCAGACAGUGCCUUAAAUAUUUUUCUUCUGUUAUCUUAUAAUAAUAUAGAUGCAGAAAACUAUUUAAUUAUGUGGUGCAUUGUUUCAUUAAUCAUGCCUUAGAUUAUUAUAUUAUCACAGUGAUUACUUUGGCCGGCCCAUCUCACAUUGAACAGUGUAAAUAUCCAUCAUCUAUUUAAAUUUAAACUUUUUUUUAGAAUUUCCAUUUUGUAUUAUAAAUGUACUUAACAGGUUGCACUACUAUACCAUUUCCGCUGGUGGCCUUAUCAGAUGUGUAGUUUAAAUCACAGAGUGGGACCAGGAAGAACUGAACAGAGAUUAUUUUAUGGUGACUAAAUCUUCUGAAACCGUCACUAGAGUGCGCAGUGUCUCAUCUGUUAACAAUGUUUCUGCAGUCAGGCACCACUUUUUAAUAAAACCUCUGAAAGUAACUGUA
Messenger RNA from Esox lucius (northern pike), 6013 nucleotides. It is a transcript of the gene fgd6, whose product is annotated as FYVE, RhoGEF and PH domain containing 6. Gene Ontology annotation, cellular component: cytoplasm. Gene Ontology annotation, molecular function: guanyl-nucleotide exchange factor activity; metal ion binding. The record is from RefSeq and is a predicted model, not a curated record. Bases 245 to 4246 code for a protein of 1333 amino acids. The transcript has 20 exons. NCBI's taxonomy places the organism in Eukaryota, Metazoa, Chordata, Actinopteri, Esociformes, Esocidae.